AUGGCGGCAAGCAUAAACUUAGAGGGCUUUGAUGAUUUACUAGAGAACGCGUUAAAGAAAGUCGAUCACCGUUUCCAUUGUGAGAAACAGACACAAGAAGAAAAGCAGAAAUUUGAGAGUGCUGUUUUGGAAAAGCUUCCCGAGGAUUACCUUUACGAAGUCAAUGAAUGUUUAGGUACUGAAUCACAGUUUAAGUUGAAGGUAACUACAGAUAAUCUUUCGUCGGAUGAUUUAAAAGGAUGGCUUGCCGAAUUUCAAGCCCUCAACAAUGUAACUCUCAAAGUUAGAGCAAAGAAGAGAGAAACGAAGGGUUAUUCGACCCAGCAUUACUAUAGAUGCCAACAUGACACCAGACGCUGGAGUCCAAGUAAGGACCCCCAGAGGAAGCUGAAAUUGAAUCCAGCUGCCAGAGUGAAAAAUACUAACUGCCCAUUUCAAAUGGCUGUAAAGAUAGAUGCACAAAACAACUGUGUUAUUGAUAUUGAAUGGGAGCACAACCAUUCACUAUGUACUUUGGAGUCAUCAAAUUUUAAGGAAUUGUCUACAGCAAGCAUCGAAGAAAUUAAGGAGCUGUAUGAAGCAGGUGAAACCCCAUCUACUGCACGCCAGAUAUUCCUGAAGAAAUUCCGGUCUAGCUGCUCGAACGACCUGGACUAUCAUGUGAAGAAAGCAGAUCGCUCCAUGGUACCAAGGAGACGGGACUUUUGCUACAUGUAUCAGCAGUAUGGCAAGGAGAGAUUUGGUGGAAAGAAUGGUGAAAUGCUGGAUAAACUAUCUGCCAAGUUGGAUGAGUUCCACGAAGCUAACCCUGAUGCCUCGGUGGAAUAUCAACAGUAUGGUGGUGAUAAUACUCCAUUGAUAAUAGCCAUAGUGACGCCAUUGAUGAAACGCAUACAUAAGUGUGUUCCACAAAGUGGAGAACUCAUCUUUGUGGAUUCUACAUCAAACACUGAGGAGCAUAAUCUUAAGGUGUUCCUUCUUUGCACUGCUAAUGUUGCAGGUGCACUUCCUUGUGGCUUACUGAUAACCAGUGAUGAGAAAGAAAGCACAUUGAAACAUGGUAUGUAUAUAUACAGACCCAAAACCUAAUUUGUUUCCCCCACUUCACUCUGCCUUAAAUGCCAGAAUUAGCUUUAGGCGUAAAAAAAAUACCUGUGGUUCCGGUUUUAUAUCGCCAAAAAAUUAGGGUCGGUAGGUUGGAAAUAAUUUUUUUUGAAUAAUUUUUUCAUGUUUUGUUCAACAAUUAUAGUGUGACAACAGAUGCCAUUGGGCCAUUCCAUUUAAUGUAGCCCCCCCCCCCCUCCAUCCCUGAUAAUUGUUAAAUUUGUUUAUAAUAUAUGCUUGUAAAACACAAAGUUUAUAUCACUAGUGUUAAUAACAGUUAUCAACUAAUCUUGGUGAUUAUCCUACAGAGAAAAAGUAAACCCCACUCUGUAUAAAUAGGGGGGUGGGGGUGGCAGUGAUAUUUGUCAAAAAAUGCAAAAUUAUAAUGUUUAUUUCACCUAUUUAUUCAAAUAUUAAUACAAUUUAUAUAAUAAUUUUUGCAAAGUUGUGUACAGAUACUUAUGUAACUUCAACAAAGUGUCACAUACAAAGUCGAUAUUUCAAGUGAAAGUCACAUUCAUUCUUCGGUUCGAUCUCGGAAUGUCUUCGGUAUAUGACACUUUGUUGAGGUUAUAUGUAGUACACAACAUUGCAAAUCUCAAUAUUUUAAAUUUUUUUUAUUGUAUUAAUAAUUUUUACAUUGUAAUGUACAGCUAUUGCUCCUCAACUCCCAGUUUGUAUAAAAAGGUAAAAAAUAUUAGCAAGUUGUGAUACAGUAAACCUUAGAAUAUAAGCCCCCCUCCCGAAUGUAAGCCCCCUGUGUAUAAGCCCACCACAUGUACUAACGCCAUGUAUAAGCCCCCCCCCCUAUAUUAUCCCCCUUGUAUAAGCCCAUCAAAAAUUACGAAAGAAUAUAAGCCUAGGGCUUAUAGUUGGAGGUUUACGGUAAUGUAUACUGUAAUUUGAUGUGAUAUUUAUUCGAUCAAGGUAUCACAUUUGAUAGAUACUGUAUAUCUACAUGAUAUAUGUAUUUUACUUGAUCAAGUACUGAUGGAAACUAUAUUGUUGUACAUAAUUAUUGUAUGCUUACUAAAAAUGUUUUCUUUCAAGGUUUUUCCAUGUUAAAGCAAUGCUUACCAGAAGAUGCAUUUUAUGCUAAUGGUCCUGAGCAUGGUCCUGCUGUCAUUCUCACUGACAACUGCCAGGAAGAAAGAAGUGCUUUAAAGUCAGUUUGGUCAUCCACAAACAUGCUUUUGUGCACCUUUCACAUUCUGCAGCAAGUAUGGCGGUGGCUUUUGGAUAAGAAUCAUGCUAUCAGUCAAACAGACAGACCACCUAUUAUGAGUCUUUUUAAAAGGGCUGUUUUGGCAGAUACCGAAGAAUUAUUUGAGGAAUAUUACAAUGAACUCCUUGACGAGAUAGAGCCAUAUGAGAAUGCUUCUCUAUACUUUGAGGAACUAUAUUCUGACAGAGAAGCAUUUGCACAUUGUUAUCGUUCCAGUCUUCGCAUACGAGGAAAUCACACCAACAAUUUUGUUGAAGCACAAUUUCUUGUUCUGAAAGAUAUUAUUCUUAAAAGGACAAAAGAGUACAACAUUGUGGCCCUUCUUGAGCGACUCCUGGUGGAUUUGGAGGACCACUACAAGGAGAAACUGUUGUCGAUAGCAGAUGGUAGUUUUGAUGGUCAUUACAGAAGGCGAUUUAGUGGUAAGGGAAAGACAAAGAAAGAUGGUGGCCAAGGUUUUGUUCUUCCCACUGAAGAUGAGCAAUUGAGAUUCACAGAAACCGUAAAGAAAUUUCCGAAUGAUGUGUUUGAAGUUGAAAGUCUUUCAAAAGAAAAUGUCAGGUAUGGUUAAGUUCAGGUGACAUAAUGUAUUGAUUGAUUUAAAGUGGAAGUCAAGUCUGUAUGUAAACAAACGGUUUGUUUACAUUUUGAACUGCUGUAUUUUUUUAAAAUAUGAUGUACUGUCUGAAUAUCUAACACCGUUUUGGUCCGCUAUGCUUCUAAAAUCAAUAUGAAAGAGUUUAUGUUGAGAAAAAUUUGAAACAUUCGAAAUUUGGGCAAUGUUUACAUCAGAGGUCCUCACAUUGUUAUGAGCAGAACCGAUGUGCAGAACGGACUUGACUUCCACUUUAAGGUACUGUAGCUUGCUAUGGUUGUGACCUCACACAAACUUUUAGGCUUACAUAUGCCAGACGACUUUACUCGUCAAUAAGGCCUCCUGGUUACUUAACCCAUAAAACUACAAUGCACCUUGGUAUGCCCUACUUUGUUAUUUUACUCUGUCUAAUGCCAGGUUAUUUUAUUCGUCAAGAGGUGACUCUUGUACCUUCACCCAUUGACUGGCGUCACUCUGCACUUGACAAGUAAAAUAGUCUGGCAUUAGACAGAAUAAAAUACUAAAGUAGGGUGCAUCCACAGGCUUUAGGAGCAAUGCAAUUUGACAACAAUAGUAUUCUAUUUAAAUAGCAGUUAAAAGAAAGUGUACGGCACCUUAACUGUUCAAUAUCUUUCUUGAAAUAGCUUUUAAAUCCACAAAACAUUUACAUAUUUAUAUGCAAAUAUGUGUCAGAGCUGUAUAUUUUCAAAAUCUGCCAUAUUUAUUUACAUUAGAACCCAAGCUAUCGCCGUAAAAAUCACUCGAGUGAAACCGCGACCGCGAUAGCUUGGGUUCAUAGGCUUGGGUUCUAAUGUAAAUAAAUAUGGUGGAUUUUGAAAAUAUAUAGCUCUGGUACGUAUUUGCAUAUAAAUAUGUAAAUGUUUUGUAGAUUUAAAAGCUAUUUCAAGAAAGAUAUUGAACAGUUAAGGUGCCAUACACUUUAUUUUAACUGCUAUUUAAAUAGAAUACUAUUGUUGUCAAAUUGCAUUGCUCCUAAAGCCUGUGGCGCAUCAGGUUACAUUGCCACUUGAGAGGGUGCAUGGGAAGUUUGUUUGGUUAACCCAUUGAGUGGCAGCACUCAAAAUAAAAUACUCAGAAUAAAAUACUAAAGUAGGGGGCAUCAGGGUGCAUUGCCACGUUACAAGGUACAUUCUCUCAAAGAUUAAUAUAGUGUCAUCUUACUACAUUCUGUAGAUAUAGUGUGGAUAUGUUUCUUGGAGUGUGCAGCUGUUACCGAGGGAAGGAUGGUGCGCCUUGCAAGCACCAGUACCUCAUUUGGGCUGCAAAUAUUGCCACCUGUGUCAACUUUGUGCCAAUUUCUGACCCAGAUGAAAGGCAAAAGUUGGCAGCUAUUGAAUUGGCGGUUCAUUGCCGCUGUCCUACUAUACCUCAUUACGUGGACAGAGAAAUAAAACACAUGAUGAUGUAAAUGGUGGUGAUUCACAACAGCCUGCAGACCAUGCUGAUGGAAUUCCAAUGACCACUUCUCAAUUGAACUUGACCACACAUAGCCCUGAAGCAAGUGAUGGUGGAGACAAAGCAAAGUUGAUGGUGAGAAAUGCGGUUUCUUCAGUCGAGAAUGCAUGCACUGUUCUUACAGAAAUGCUACAAAGCAGUCAAGAUGCAAAACUUUGUGAAGCUGCCUUGCGAUUCUCAGAAAGAUUAACACAACUCACCAGUUCAAGUUUACCGAAUGGAAAACUGGCCUCAGCACUCUUUGAUUUUGGACAAAGUGAGCUUUGCAGGGGCAAGAAUGGUAAGAAGAUUAAAGUACAGCCAAAUAGAAAACGCAAGUCGGGAAAUUGCAGUCGUCAAGCAGUUGGCAAAGGAAGACCAGUGACACUUGAAGUGCCCAGGAAAAAAGCAAGGCAAAGUCAUGAUUUGGCACGUAGUGUUCGUGAAAACCGAAAUUGUUCAAAGAAGUCUGGAUCUCAUGUGAUGCAGUCGAAAACAAGAUAUGUAUCAAAAUAAAUGAUAAUCAAUCUGCACGCCUGUUGAUGUACAGUUAGUCAUGCAUCAUUGUACUUUUCCAGUCUGUAUUGUCAAUAGAACAUUUGUAUGAUGUAUUGUCACUUGUUUAACUACAACUACCAACAUUAUCUGCUGGUAUCUUUCUCAUUUACCCUGGAUCAUGCUGGUAACAUAUUCUCAUACAGUAGUUGCCGUUAGACAAGAGAAAAUGCAUCGUCAUGCAAGUGGCUCUGUAGAAACAGUUUUGAACUUUAUACAGUAUUCUAAUUUAUGUUAAUCCACUCUGUAAAUAUGUAGUUGAUACUUUAUGUAAAAUAACAAUUAGUUGACAUUUCAAGAAUAUACAAUAUACAUAACAUACAAGGUUUUUGAAGAUUUCUAGCCAAGAUUUAGAAUGAAUAUACACACUAGUUAACCUGAAAUUCUGCCCCAGAGUUGAAUUGUCUUUACACAAAGAAUGGAUGUUGCUUCCUAAGAUGGCGAUCCAAAUUGGUUUUUGUACUAAUUUGCAUUCCACAGACAUGGCAAGAAAGUUUCUCCCCAGAGUGAACAGAUAGAUGUCUGGUAAGAUUGCGCUUACUAGCAAAAACUUUUCCACAGUCCUCACAUUUGAAUGUUUUCAUAUGAACUUUAUCCAUGUGUUUUUUUAAUAAUGAUGAGUGGCUAAAUACUUGGUCACACUCACUGCAAUUGAUUGCAGCACAACCUUUGCUGUGAUAGCGAAAAUUUUUCUCUCGAUUAAAAUACUUAAGGCACUUCAUACACUGCCUUUUUUCUUCGGUUAGCCCAGUGUCGAGAUCUUCUCUUCUUCUUUGGGCUUCAUUUCUCCAUUCCUAAAGGAUGGAUACAUGUAGUUUAGUAUGUGGCUUGUUAUCGAUUAUUUAAAGGAGUACUUUAACCAUUAAUGCCCAAAACUUUGCCCUUGACGAGUAAAAUGGGUUAAUAGAAAUAUAUUUUAAUCUGAUACAAAACCAGAUUGAACAGCAUUCCACCUAAUGUAAUUCAGUUUUCUGGUAAAAUGUCAUGAUUUCGGCAGUCGGUGGGCAUUGUAUCUGAAUAUGUUAAAUUAUAAACCAUUCAAGGAAAAUGCACCAAUUUACUAUUUUUCUCUGUCAAAUGUCAGACAAGGUGGGUUUAUAAAAAGCACUGGCUCAGGGUUUCCAGAUUGCUGCAUAUAUAAGCCAAUCAUUGUUAUAAACCGUCCUUCAAUGUCUUUGUUUCGAACAAAGCAAACAAAGGUUUUGAUAAUAAUAUUUGGCUUAUUUAUUCAGCAAUCUGGCAACCCUGCACACCAGCUUGGAUACACCAGAAUGUAAUGCACCAGUCAAUGUAACCCCCCCCCCAAACCAGGGUGGGGUGGGGAUUUUAACUUAGAGGGGUAGUAAUAGAGCGAAAUUGUCUCCACCCCCGGGACAUGUUCCCACAUGUCUCUCGAUCCAAGAGAAAUAGUUAUGUUAACCACUGAAUCCAUUACCCCGUUUUCGUCCCCACAUUGUUUACCAAGAGAAAAUGUCGUCCAAGUCCCCCAUCAUCUGGGACAUAUUUACAAUCAAAAUUUCCCACUUUGCCCACUAAAUCCCCCUCCCCGGUUGGGGGGGGGGGGGGUUAUAUUGACAUAACCUUGGAGACUACUUCAUGUACAUGCCUCUUAUUCUGUUCUGGGUUAUGUGUUAGCUUUCAGGACAGGAUUCCAUGAAGUAUGUGGGCUUAGGCAUAUGUGAAGUACUUGCCAUUACAUAACCUUCAACACAUGUCCACAUGACUAUUUGUAGAAG
Molecule: messenger RNA, 6670 nt
Organism: Paramuricea clavata
Lineage: Eukaryota; Metazoa; Cnidaria; Anthozoa; Malacalcyonacea; Plexauridae
Source: the annotation of a GenBank genome assembly